Molecule: messenger RNA, 5648 nt
Organism: Scomber scombrus (Atlantic mackerel)
Lineage: Eukaryota; Metazoa; Chordata; Actinopteri; Scombriformes; Scombridae
Gene: polr1a
Product: RNA polymerase I subunit A
Exons: 37
Coding region: 20-5101 (1693 amino acids)
Biological process (GO): DNA-templated transcription
Cellular component (GO): RNA polymerase I complex
Molecular function (GO): DNA binding; DNA-directed RNA polymerase activity
Source: RefSeq, a predicted model, not a curated record
UCCGGAUAAUUGUCGAAAAAUGUUGUUUGGAAAAGAUGUGCCAUGGCGGCGCAUGGAGGGCAUGUCGUUUGGCCUUUAUUCAGCCGAAGAGAUAAGAAAGUUGAGCGUGAAGACGAUCACCAACUUCAGGUUCCUCGACGCUGUUGGGAAUGUGGCCCCAAACAGCCUGUACGAUCUGGCCCUGGGACCAGCAGACAACAAAGAGGUGUGUUCAACCUGCUGUCAGGACUUCAACAACUGUCCGGGACAUUUUGGACACGUAGAGCUACCUCUGCCUGUGUACAAUCCACUGUUUUUUGAUAAACUCUACUUGUUGAUUCGUGGCUCGUGUCUGUCGUGUCACAUGCUAACAUGUCCCCGAGCUGCCAUCCACCUGCUGAUAAAUCAGAUUAAGUUAGUGGACCACGGAGCCAUGCAGGAGGUCUACCAAGCAGAGCAAGUUCUCAACCGGAUCCUGGAGGAGAAUGCCAAAGCCACUGGAGAUGAGAUUGAGCAGGGGCUGAAGGAGUUCACAGAUUCAAUAGUUGGAGCAAACGCUUCAGAGAACAGCAAACCGAUUAAACACCUGGUUGAAAAGAAGAGCAGUCUGAUAAACGACUUCUGGAGAAUCCACAUGAAAACCAGGAAGUGUCCUUACUGCAGGCGCGGGCGGUUUACAGUACGUCGUGAACACAACAGUAAACUAAUUGUCACGAUGCCAUCAGGAGCAAAAACUGAUGGUAAUACUGACGAGGAUCUGAUGGCUGGAAAGAGAGUCUACCUGACAGCCAGUACAGCCAGGGAACACAGCAACAAACUCUGGGAGAAAGAAGGUUUCUUCCUCAAGCGUCUGUUCUCCGGGUUGGAGGAGGGCUCGGGGUUCGCGGAGGGAGAAAGCGUUUACUAUCCGGACCUCUUCUUCCUGGAGCUGAUGGUGGUCCCACCUUGCAGGUAUCGUCCAAUCAAUCGACUGGGCGACCAGAUGUUCACUAACGGACAGACGGUCAACAUGCAGGCUGUCAUGAAGGACUGCGGAGUCAUAAGGAAACUUCUGGCUCUUAUAGCGGGCGAGAAAACCACUGAGGAGGAAGAGGCUCCUGAACAAACAGACCAGUCAUUUCUGUCUGGGAUUCCAGGUGUGUCAUUAACAGAUAAACUCUACAACAUCUGGAUUCGCCUCCAAACUCACGUUAACAUCGUCUUCGACAGCGACAUGGACAAAAUGAUGACAGAGAAAUUCCCAGGAAUCAGACAGAUCCUGGAGAAGAAGGACGGAUUGUUCCGGAAACACAUGAUGGGCAAACGAGUGGACUACGCUGCACGAUCUGUCAUCUGUCCAGACAUGUACAUCGGGACCAACGAGAUAGGAAUACCUAUGGUGUUUGCCACCAAACUGACCUACCCGCAGCCGGUCACUCCAUGGAACGUGAAGGAGCUUCGUCAGGCCGUCCUUAACGGGCCUAACGUCCAUCCCGGUGCUUCCAUGGUGAUAAACGAGGAUGGCAGGAGAACCAUCCUAUCUGCCACCAAUCCUGCACAGAGAGAAGCGGUUGCCAAGCAACUGCUGACGCCCUGUUCAGGUGUCCAGAAGAUGCCCAUGAAGAUAGUAAAUCGACAUAUUAAGAACGGAGAUGUUUUGUUACUAAACAGACAGCCAACUCUGCACAGACCCUCAAUACAGGCCCACAACGCUCGCAUCUUACCUGGAGAGAAGGUACUAAGACUCCACUACGCCAACUGCAAAGCUUACAACGCCGACUUUGACGGAGAUGAGAUGAACGCUCACUUCCCUCAGAGCGAGUUAGCCAGAGCCGAGGCCUACACGUUAGUCAGCACUGACCAGCAGUACCUCGUCCCCAAGGAUGGUAAACCUUUGGCAGGUCUGAUCCAGGACCACAUGGUGUCGGGUACGCGGAUGACCAUACGAGGCUGUUUCUUCACCAGGGACCAGUACCACGAGCUGGUGUACAGAGGACUGACUGACAAACCAGGCAGAGUUAAACUGCUGCCACCGGCCAUAUUUAAACCACAGUGUCUAUGGACAGGGAAGCAGUUGGUGUCCACCCUCCUGCUCAAUGUCAUCCCAGACAAUGCAGUGCCUCUCAACCUGGUGGGCAAAUCAAAAAUCCCCAGCAAAGCAUGGAUCCAAGAACCACCACGACUCGCUCCAGGAUACAAACCUGAGAGCAUGUGUGACUCACAGGUGGUGAUUCGUCAGGGGGAGCUGUUAGUAGGUGUUCUGGACAAAGCUCACUACGGUUCCUCAGUCUACGGUCUGGUCCACUGCUGCUAUGAGCUGUACGGAGGGGGGACCAGCGGCAAACUGCUCAGCUGUCUGGCCCGACUCUUCACCGCCUACCUGCAGCUAUACAGAGGCUUCACUCUGGGUGUGGAGGACAUCCUGGUGAAACCGGGUGCCAACCGGCGGAGGAAAAAAAUUAUCCAAGAUUCACUGAAGAUUGGCACCAAAGCCCUCCAGGCAGCGUUCAACAUGCCUUCCAACGUGGAUCAGGCUGAGGCUCAGAGCCGCUGGCAGGACGCUCACCUCAACCCCGACCAGAGAGACUUCAGCCUGGCUGACCACAAGUUCAAGGAAGUGGCCAACCAAGUGAACAACGAAAUUAACAAGGUGUGUAUGCCAGUCGGCCUCCACACCUCUUUCCCAGACAACAACCUCCAGCUGAUGGUCCAAUCAGGAGCCAAGGGUUCUACAGUUAACACCAUGCAGAUCUCAUGUCUACUGGGUCAGAUCGAAUUGGAAGGCCGUAGACCUCCACUGAUGCCUUCUGGGAAGUCAUUGCCGUGUUUCCAGCCAUAUGACCCGGCGCCUGGUGCUGGGGGCUUCGUUUCUGGAAGGUUCCUCACAGGCAUCAAACCACAGGAGUUUUUCUUCCACUGUAUGGCUGGCAGAGAAGGACUGGUGGACACAGCUGUGAAAACAUCUAGAUCAGGAUACCUGCAGAGAUGUGUUAUCAAGCAUCUGGAGGGUUUGGUAGUACAGUAUGAUCUUACGGUGAGGGACAGCGACGGAUCUGUGGUCCAGUUCCUGUACGGUGAGGACGGCCUGGAUAUCCCCAAGACUCAGUUCCUGCAGCCGAGACAGUUCCCCUUCAUAGAGGAUAACUACGAGGUUAUCAACAGGUCUCAGGGUCUGGAUGAAGUUUUGGCACGUUUGGACCCUCGGACCGCCAAUAAACAUUUUACGGCCAUCCAGCGCUGGAAAGCAAAGAGAGAGUUGGCCUGUCCACGGAGAGGAGCGUUCCUGUCAUUUUCCCAGAAGAAGUUGGCUAAACUAAAACCGACAGCGGAGCCAGAUGCCGCUAAACUACAGCUGAUAGAGCAGUGGCAUUCUCUGGAUGAAGCCAGCAGGUCAAAAUACAGCAAGAAAUCCUCCCGCUGCCCCGAGCCCUCUCUGGGCUUGUUAAGACCUGACGUCUGCUUCGGAUCAGUGUCUGAAAACUUUUAUAACAUCACAGAGAAAUAUCUGCAGAGCAGGACAGAUGAAGACAGCCUGGACACACACAGCCUUCGCCAGCUGCUGCACUACAAAUGGCAGCGUUCACUGUGUGACCCCGGGGAAGCUGUGGGUCUGCUGGCAGCCCAGUCCAUCGGUGAGCCCUCCACCCAAAUGACCCUCAACACCUUCCACUUUGCCGGCAGAGGAGAGAUGAACGUCACUCUGGGAAUACCUCGACUGAGAGAGAUCCUGAUGGUGGCCGGCUCCAACAUCAAGACUCCCAUGAUGAGCGUUCCAGUGCUGAACACCAAGAAGGCUUUAAAGAGAGCAAAGACGCUCCGCAAGAAGCUCUCCAGGGUUUGUCUGGCCGAGGUGCUGCAGAAAGUUGAUGUUGUGGAGACUUUGCGGAUCGAGGGCGUCUCUCACCAAAAGGUACGGACGUUCAAAGUCACCUUCCACUUCCUGCCUCCUGAACGUUACUGUGAGGAUAAGCUGCUGUCGCCUAAUCAGAUCCUCCACUACAUGGAAACUAGGUUUUUCCGUCUUCUCUUGGAAGGCAUUAAGAAGCGCAGCGCCAAACUGGCAUCCAUCGCUGUGGAGACGAGGAAGGCCACCCUUAGGGAUAAAGACUAUGAUGGCGAAGGAACGGCUGACACAGCAGGGGCAGAGGAUGGAGAGGGAGAAGAGGAGAGAGUGAUCGUGGAUGACCAGGGGAACGAAGGAGACGCUGACGCAUCAGACGCCAAGCGAAAAGACAAACAGGAAGAGGAGGUGGACUAUGAGAGUGAGGAGGAAGGAGAUGACGGUGGCGAAGAUAAAGAAGACGCUGGGGAGGAAGAAGAGGAGACGCAGGAUGUGGAGAGCAGGAACGCGGAGAGCAGCAAUCUGGAGGAGUCCCAGCCAGAGUUAGCAGGAUUGACAACGGAGAAGAAAAGGAAGCGAGUGAAGAAAACGGGGGGAGGAGGGGGAGAAGGAGAAGGAGAAGGCUCCUUGAGUCAGAUGAGAGUGAAUGCGGUUCUGGAUUCCAACCCGGCAAUAGAGAGAUACUGUUACGAUAACCAGCAUGAACUCUGGUGUGAGGUCGACCUGGUGUUGCCUGUGAGCAAGGUGCACUUCGACCUCACCUCAGUCCUGUCGACGCUGGCACAGAACGCCGUCAUCAUGGAAACCAAGGGCCUGACUCGCUGCCUACUGAGCGAGAACACGACGAAGACCGGAGAAAAACAGAUGGUCCUCAACACGGAGGGGAUCAACAUGCACGAAAUGUUCAAACACAGUGAUAUCUUGGACAUCAACAGGCUGCACUCCAAUGAAGUCCAUGCCAUGGCGAACACCUACGGGAUUGAAGUGGCUUUGAAGGUUAUAGAAAAGGAGAUCAAAGAUGUUUUUGCGGUCUAUGGUAUCGAGGUGGAUCCCAGGCACCUGUCGCUGGUAGCAGAUUACAUGUGCUUCGAAGGCGUAUACAAGCCAUUAAACCGACACGCAAUCCGGUCCAAUUCCUCCCCUCUGCAGCAAAUGACGUUUGAGACGAGCUACAAAUUCCUCAAACAGGCCACCAUGCUGGGAUCACAUGAUGAGCUGGUGUCACCCUCUGCCUGCCUGGUGGUGGGGAAGGUAGUGAAAGGUGGAACAGGACUAUUUGAACUCAAACAACCUCUGCAGUAAAGGAGAUAUGACAUGCAGCAAUCAAACUGGUUAAAGACAGAAACUUUACGUGGAACUGGAGCAGAACUCACUCUCAGUUCUGUGGAUUCUUACUGAAUGUGUUGGAUAUGACUGUAUUCAAACGCCACGUGUUCUUUAAUAUUUGUGUUUUGCAGAAAACAGGUCCCGAAUUAAGUGAUUUGAAAGACAAUGUAAGCCAACCCUGGUGAAAUGACUUCAAAGGAUUUGACUGCUAUAUAUAUAUAUUUUUUUUAAAUUUUUUUUAUUUUAAAUUGUCAAUAAAUCUGACUGUGUCGUGCCAAGCCAACAAUGAACUCAUCCAUUGUGCUUGUGUCCAAAGCCUCAUAUAUCAUAUUCCUCUGUAACACAGAGGAAUAUGAUAUAUCAAGCACAGUACUUGCGAAUAGGAUGAGUCAUUAGUGGUUUGGCUCUUCACAUGAGAUUUGUUAACCGUAACGGAAAUCAUCAUUCUUAUCUUUGACCUGGUGGACAAAACAACUUUCUUUAAUAUUUGUAUUCUUUGUAUUUAAUAAUGAAAAUAAAUUUA